AUGGCGGACUUGCCUCCGUCUCACCCAACCAAUGCGAACACCAUAUCGACAUCGACCGACGCGCCAACGACGUCGACACAUCGUGAUUCGACACAUUCCAACUCGGCAUCGUCUACUCAACCGCAUGCAUCGACAUCUUCCGCACCCGCUGCGCACUCGUCGACAAUUUCACCCGGAUCCACGACACUAAUGUCGACAAACGAAAUCAUCGCGCGCUUCAUUCCCUUUCUCAAUCCUGUCCCUAUUCCAAUUAACUGGGAUAUGGGUAAUAAUGUCGCGUUACGACAAUUAGUUUCCACUCUUCUUGGUGACCCUACAGUGUUUGACAUGGUAGAUGAAGGAGCAAUGGAACAGAGUGCGACACCAGCGGAAGACCUGACAAUGCAGGAUGGAGCUCUGCUGCCCGGAGCGCCUUCGGCCACAGUGGAAGAGGAGCCACAGGAGCUGGUUAGCGAUACCGAUGCCGUUAUAGAUAACAUGGUGCCGGUGGAAGAUAACAAUGCUCCUCUUGGUUUCCGAGGCGAGAAUGUGGCUCCCGAUGUCGCGGUCGACAACGCGCAGGCGACUUACGAAGAGCAGACGGACGCUUCUCAUGCCAGCUCCAGUUCUUUGCACCGAUCUGGCUCCCAUCGCCGCUCAAAACCGCCCAGAGGUCAAUUUUCACCUGUCGAUUGGUCCACAACGCCGAGAACUGAGACGAGAGAUGGCAACGUCAUACUGAACCUUAGCCCGACUGCCAAACUACUUCUCGGACCUCCCUCUACGUCUCCGUCUCCGUUCCAGAGAAGCACAUCUAGCCCGAUUGCAAAUCCCAGUAUGAACCCCAGCGCGCUGCACAAUCUCGCCAGUUCUUUAUCAGCAAGUAGGCAUACGAUAGCAACGACACCUCCGCUGGCGAUGACCCCCACCAGAUCCUACACACUGCCGCCCCCGAUGGAAGGCUCAAUCGCUGAGCUGAGGAAGGCGACGUUAGGGACGGCGUAUACAGAUGCAUAUGUAUACGGAGAAGCGCUGAAGAGAGAGCGCAGCUUUGGUGGUCAUGAGACGGGCGAUGGAAGGGAAGGCAGAGUAGACAUGGUUAUGGGUGCAGAGGCGGGCGAGAGAAUGUUGAGUCCCCAGAGCGAAGAGGAGGAAGACGAAGAGGACAACGGCGAUGCUGAAGAAGGAAAUGAGGAUGAGGAUGAGGACGAUGAUGAUGACGAGCAGAGGGAUGAAUUAAUGGACGAUGAUCAAGACCAGACGGUCCAGGGGUCGAAAGGUGCUGCACUCGCUUCCGGCGUGGCGUCUAUAUCUCUGGAAGGGGAAUCAACCGCGGACAUUGUGUUGAAAGAGACCACAGAGUCCAAUGCAUCCUCAUUGUCAACUCUCACAUCUUUGGCUCCUUCGACUGUUGGAUCUACUCCCGAACGUGACAUACAGACAAACCCUACUCCGUCAGCUCAGGCUGAUUCUUCAUCUUUGCCUACGAUCGAUGCAACAACAACCAAUUUUGUUUCUCUAAGAAAGGAUUCUACUAUACGUCCUAUCUCUACUGUCGAACCCUCGAACUCGGCUGCCACUUUGUCUGUAUCUCAUACCGCUUCAACUGCGACUUUGUCAACGUCCGCCACUACAACGAUCCCAUUCACAGAUUCUCAGCAAUCUCAGACGAUAGAAGACGAAGAUACUGUGCACGCCUUGGUUAUGGUGGGAUCUCAGGAUUCACAAUUCAACGAAGAGAUGUAUGAUGUCAAUGCUGAUGAUACGAUGGGUAGCGCGCUCACAUCUUACGGAUACGAGGAUGAUGAAGAUGUGACAGCGCCUGUUCCGGAAAACACAUUGUCACCGCUCUUCACAACACCUUCGCAGACCCCCGCCCCCCAAGUUUCCUCUGCUGGCCCGUCCUCGUCACUUCAACGUCAAGAAUCUGCUCAUGGUGGUUCUUCAUUCGAUGAAGACCACACGAUGGACACGUCUACUCCCAUCAAGGCCAAAUCUGCAGCUUUCAAACAUGGUUCUAAUCUCGACGAAGAGGAGAAUUCAGAAACGACGAGGAUUGUCCAGGCGAAGAAAGAAUUGAAUAGCCCGAUAACUGUUCCAGCGCAGAUUGGACGAAAGUAUACGUAUAUCCCGUCCGAAUCGCCCUCACCCAGUAGGAUGUCCAAGCCUGCUAAAUUCAUAGCCCAGGCAAAUCCGAAAGCGUCGACGUCGAAAGCCCAUGCUACGAAUGAGAUUGCGGAAAACGUUUCUAAUGCUCCUGGAACGUCGUCUCAGCGCGCACCCAUGAAGCCCAAGAAGGAAGCUCUGACCAUCAAGAAAGAGAAACCAAGCACGUCGCAGCCCCCGGACGAUGUAAUAUCCAUUUCCUCUGAUACCGACGAUGAAAUCGUGGUUAGGCCAUCUCAAACUCAGACGCAGAAAAACCCUCCGACACUUUCGCAGAAACCUUCUACGCAGUCGAGAGCGACUGUUCCGAGGCCAAUCCCUGAUGCGAGACGCAAGGCUUCUGCUAAGACCAAUUCUCCUGAAAUUGUCGACCUUACAACACCUGUGAGGGCUGCCCCUGCGGCAGCAGCAAUGAGUUCUCGCCCACAAGUGCGAACUUUUGACCCUCUUUCUCAUCUCGCGUCAACUUCGAAGGCUCUGUCUGAAAAUCCUAAGAAGCUUGUAGAAUCUGUAAAGCCUGUGCCCGUUCAGGAGAAACCAACGACACACAAACCCGAGGAUAUCAAAGGGAAAGGGAAAGAAACUGCCGCACCGGCACCCGUGCCUGAACCUGAACCUGCUCCCGAAUCCCGAUUUUCCUCCCCAUUGACCGAAGAGGAAUCUGAGGUCGAGGAACCGGCCCCUCCUGUGCGCUCCCCCUUUGACCUCGUGAAAGCUACCGCGCGCAUAAUACAGCCGCCCAAUGCCUCCGACGAAGAUGCCCCUGUCAUAAGGAAUCAGACCAAGAAGAAGAUAUCAUUACGACCCGCCCCUUCUUUUGCCUCAGGAUUGUUCGACAGCAACCUGACGGGACAGAGCAAAGCAACCGGUACGACUGGAGCGCCCCCAAAAAAGAGCACCUUUACCGACCGGCUGACAGCAAAGUUGGGUAAAAGCGUGGCAGCUACGAGGAUAAAGAAGCGUAAGCGCCCCGAGGCGAGCCCUGAUGUGUCUAAUGAAAAUGCAGCAGCUGAAGAUGUGCCUGAACGUGAGCAACCGCCCUUAAAGAGGGCAAGGGCGCGUAGUGCUGCUACUACCGCGUCUUCCUCCUCUGUGCCCCCAGUAGGUAAAGGGAAGGUGGUGGAUCUGCGGCGGGCAAGUCUGAGAAAUAAAGAAAUGGUAAUUAAGGAGGAAGCCUCAUCAACAAGGUACCCAAUGCGGUCACCCCGAAAAGAUUCUGUCGGAAGCUCCGCUGCUUCUAUAUCGACUCCCACUUUGAAGAAAAAGCGCGAAUCUGAUCUGGUGUGGCCUAAGAUGCAGAAUCCUAAUUUUGAUCGCUUUGUCAAAUGCGACGAAUGCGAGACGUGGUACCACAUUGGGUGCGUAGGCCUGGAGCCGGACGACAAACACCUACAAGAUACAGAACAUUAUGUCUGUCCGGUGUGCACAGCUGGCAUCCCCAAAAGCAGUGAGUCUUUUGCACGAUAUUUCUUUCCUCAAAAUUCUAAAUCAAAAUCAUGUCUGGAUUUCGUAGAAUCCCCUGUCAAGAAAAUCAACGAUGAGGAAGUCAACGGCCUCAAAGCACCUUGCGCCAGGCCGCGCUGUCUCCUAACCUAUGUCAAACGGCGCACCAAGAACAAGAAUUCACAGCAACUGCUUCAAGAGCCACAGGUAUACCUCGUGGAGGCCCUCGUAGGGCGGCGCAAGACGGUCGUUAGUGGAAAGGGGAUAUCUUACGAAUAUCUAGUUAAAUGGCAAAACUACGAUUAUGUCGACGCAACUGUUGAAAACCUAGACAGCAUGGGGAUGUCUAAUCCUGGCCCUCUUGUCGAAGCUUUUGAAAAUCAGGCCAUUGCUGAAGGUAACAACUUCGAAGCAAGUGACACUGUUAUCCUCCAGGAAGCUGUCGAAGCCGGCUGGACCAAUGACAUGGUCUAUACAAAGCCUAAAUGA
Messenger RNA from Psilocybe cubensis, 4077 nucleotides. RefSeq lists its product as uncharacterized. Lineage: Eukaryota; Fungi; Basidiomycota; Agaricomycetes; Agaricales; Agrocybaceae. The record is from RefSeq and is a predicted model, not a curated record. The transcript is spliced from 5 exons. Bases 1 to 4077 code for a protein of 1358 amino acids.